Messenger RNA from Prunus armeniaca (apricot), 1185 nucleotides. The record is from the annotation of a GenBank genome assembly. Lineage: Eukaryota; Viridiplantae; Streptophyta; Magnoliopsida; Rosales; Rosaceae.
AUGGAGGGUUUGGCUUCGUUCCGGGCUGUCCCUUCUUUUACUUCCAGACCCAGAAGCUCCAUUCUCGGCACAGCUUUGAACCCGCGUAGAGGGAACUCGCUUUCUCUUCCAUCUUCGUCUUCCUUCAUUGUUCGAGCUCAACAGAUGGAGUCUAAGGAUGACGAACCUGAGCCUGUGAAAAUUGAGCUGAAAAUCAAGGAAUGGGAGAAUAGCAUGUACCACAAUGAAGUAGCUGCGAGCCAAGGCAUCCGAAUCAGAAGGAGACCACCAACUGGACCCCCUUUGCACUAUGUUGGGCCCUUUGAGUUUCGCUUGCAGAAUGAGGGCAAUACUCCACGAAAUAUUUUGGAGGAAAUCAUUUGGCACAAAGACACUCAAGUUGCACAGUUAAAGGAGAGGCAACCUCUAUAUUCUUUGAAGAAAGCUCUUGAUAAUGCUCCUCCCGUUAGGGAUUUUAUUGGAGCUCUUAGAGCAGCAAAUACACGAACUGGACUGCCUGGUUUGAUAGCUGAAGUGAAGAAGGCUUCUCCAAGUAGAGGAGUCCUGAGAGAAAAUUUUGAUCCGAUUCAGUAUGCUGAAUUAAUUCAUGCUCAUCAGAAUAGAGGUGGUGUUUCCAUUGGAAAUGAAAUGGAAGCAUCAUUUCCAAUCCUUGGAAGCUAUGACAAUAUGCUGGCAAUAAGAGAUGCUGGAGUAAAGUGCCCUUUGUUGUGCAAAGAGUUUAUCAUUGAGGCUUGGCAAAUCUACUAUGCUCGAUCCAAAGGUGCAGAUGCGAUUCUUUUGAUUGCUGCUGUUUUGCCUGACCUUGACAUCAAAUACAUGACAAAGAUCUGCAAGAUGCUUGGCAUGGCCACACUUGUUGAGGUGCACGAUGAGAGGGAAAUGGACCGUGUUCUUGGCAUUGAGGAAGUUGAGUUUAUUGGCAUCAACAACCGCAAUCUGGAAACAUUUGAGGUUGAUAUUAGUAACACAAAGAAGCUUCUUGAAGGAAAGCGGGGCGAAGAGAUCCGUAAAAGAGACAUAAUUGUGGUAGGAGAAUCCGGUCUAUUCACUCCUGAUGAUAUUGCCUAUGUACAAGAAGCUGGAGUUAAAGCGGUUUUGGUAGGAGAGUCGAUUGUGAAACAAAGUGACCCUGAGAAGGGAGUAGCUGGACUUUUUGGUAAAGACAUUUCUUUACAGUCAGUUUAG